Molecule: messenger RNA, 591 nt
Organism: Cryptotermes secundus
Lineage: Eukaryota; Metazoa; Arthropoda; Insecta; Blattodea; Kalotermitidae
Product: gamete and mating-type specific protein A-like
Exons: 2
Coding region: 107-493 (128 amino acids)
Source: RefSeq, a predicted model, not a curated record
UAUCUGUUGUCUGAUAAUGACGUGUCUAAGUGCUUAUCAUCACAGUGACGUGAAUGCAAUGUUGAGUGUAUAAAAGCAGGCACGGGGCGUUGCCUCAGUGUUCACAAUGGCCAGCACCAGGACACAUUUGCUGCUCUUGCUGCUUCUGUCGGCGACGCCGUACAUCCGGGCUCAAGGAGAGGGAGAUACAUCACCAGCAGAUGUAACACCAGGAGAUACAACACAAGGAGAUACAUCACCAGCAGAUGUAACACCAGGAGAUACAUCACCAGCAGAUGUAACAUCAGGAGAUACAUCACCAGCAGAUGUAACAUCAGGAGAUACAUCACCAGCAGAUGUAACAUCAGGAGAUACAACACCAGAAGAUGCAACACCAACAGGUACAAUACCAGAAGACACAACACCAACAGGUACAACACCAGAUGGUGCUGGGAUGGCAUACGUAAAUGUAUUCAUACUUACAGCGCUUUGUGUUGCAGCGAUGAAGUUAUAAGCGGAUUAUACUUGAAAUGAUAAACUAAUUCCGACUUCAGUUUGUUUCAUACAAUGUAAUUUAUACAAAAUUUGUACAAAUACAUGUGUUAAAGUAGC